AUGCGGCCCGAGUUGUCGCAGUUGCGCUCUGCGGUGCAGCGUCUGCUGCAGCACAACAAACUGCCCGGCUUGGAUAGUCCAGUUAGUCAAGACACGCCGCCGCAUUCAACAGGACGCACCAUGACCAUCAGUCCGACAAACGUCAUGUCCGAGAGUGGACAUGCGACGUUCGUUGUUCCGCCGCCCAUGGAUAUGACGAGAGAUACCUCUGUCGAACGCGAGUCUGGAGAAGAGUCUGGCUUGGUGACAGCGCCCAUGAAGAGCUUAUACGACCUCACCCGGAUCCGGAACCUUCGGAGUAGCGUGCGAUGGAAGCCCAAUUCCAACUCUGUGGAGGAAGACUUCAUAGCUCAAGGCAUUGUGUCGUUACCGGAAGCUGAGGAUCUGUUCAGACGGUAUAUGCAGGACAUUCGGCUUUAUCUCUGGGCUGGUGUACUUUUCCCGUAUGACUCUCUGGAUGCAGUCCGUCGCCAGUCCACUCUUCUCACUGCGGCUGUGCUUACCAUCUCAGCACUACACACGCCUGGCCGAGACGAAGCACUGCAGAAGUGCUACAACAUCUUCGUUUCAUUAGUCUACAGUGCCUUUCUCGCUCGGCCUCAGAAUCUGGAUGAUAUCCGCGCGCUGGCUCUUGCCGCUUUCUAUCUCUCGAAUUUGAGCUGGAAGUUGGCUGGCCUGGCUGUCAGAAACGCUGUCGAGAUGAAUCUGCAUAUGUCGUACCAGAAGCUGAUGCGAGGGCACGAGGACCAGCGCGACAACGUGCGUCUAUGGUACGCAUUGUAUGUCUGCGACAAGCAGUUCAGCAUCGCAUAUGGACGACCAUCUAUCGUCCACGAAGACAUUGCCAUCAAGAACAUUGAAAAUUUCCUCGACAGUCCGAAAACGACACCGGGAGAUAUCAGACUGGGAGCGCAGGUCACUUUGUUCAAGAUCCUGACAGAAGCAUACAUUGCCUACGGCAGCGAUCCAGAGCAACCAUUGACGGAACCCGACUUCCAACAACUCCGCCUCUUCAACUUCGCCAUUGAGCAAUGGCGGCUCGCGUGGCAAGCCCGAUCCGCUGACAGUCCAUCCAUCGGAUCCUACCCGUCGAAAGGCGUGGUACUAUACUACCACUUCGCCAGAUUCCAACUGAAUUCCCUGGCGCUGCGUGCUCUCCCUCCGCCCAGCGCAGCCACAUCCGAAUCCCUCUCCUACGACCGCCGCGAAGCAGCCAACAUCGCCAUCACAGCCGCAACCAGCACCCUCACUCUAAUUUUCGAGGAGCCUGAUCUGCGCAAGGCCAUGACAGCAGUACCCAUCUUCACGCACACCAUGGUCGCUUUCUGCGCUACUUUCCUAUUGAAAAUGGCAAAGACCUGGGGCGGCAUGGCACAAGUGCAAUCGCCCGAGUGGGCAACCGAACCCGUCGGCCUAGGCCUCAAUUUCAAUAUCAACCAAGUCCUAUCCUUAUCGCGGCGCUCUUCUUCUUUCCUAGCGAAAGUAGCGGAGAAUCUGAACGAGAAACACAUCACGACGCAUAUUGUCCAGGGCAUCAAUGAUUUGUUGAAACGGCUGGAUGUUGCGGGUACGCCGUCGGGGUCUGUGACCCAGGGAGGCUUUCCGGCUGCUUCGCCUGCUGCCACGACUGUGUUUGAUCCUGUCAAAGCGGCUACGGUGCGCAAUGAUGAGGGUGUAGAUGUGACGGCGGGGAACGAGUAUAACAUGUACGAUUUGAUUGGUUCUUAUGGAUUUGGGUUUGACGAGACGUUUUUGGGUCAGGUUGCGCCUACGAACUUGGAUUUCUGGCAGACGGAGCCUUUUUGA
Messenger RNA from Alternaria triticimaculans, 1806 nucleotides. RefSeq lists its product as uncharacterized. The transcript is spliced from 2 exons. Gene Ontology annotation, biological process: DNA-templated transcription. Gene Ontology annotation, molecular function: DNA binding; zinc ion binding. Bases 1 to 1806 code for a protein of 601 amino acids. Lineage: Eukaryota; Fungi; Ascomycota; Dothideomycetes; Pleosporales; Pleosporaceae. The record is from RefSeq and is a predicted model, not a curated record.